ACAAUUUAAAAAGAUUUAUUGGUUACAGAAGGCAAAAGCAAAGUCAGCACUGGGCGACAGAGGAGUCCUCACUCCACUAACUGCCGCACCCCCCCCCCCUUAGUUUGUUCCUUUUAAGCUGUUAAGUUUUUGGGUGACGUGCUCCUCCUCUAGUAGUUCUGCACAUGCUCCUCCAGUUGCUAGGGGGUCUUCUUCUGCCUUCUGGUGGUCGGGGGAUGAGGGUGAGUAGUCUUCCUCAGCCACUGACUCCUUUCUUGGCACUUAAAACAAUAUGUGAUUAUGCAAGCAAAGCAGAACACAUUCUGGCUUUUACUUUAAGGCCUAUCGAGCAUGCAAGCAAGCAGAGCAAAACAAUUAACAAGUUCUGGCGAUAUCUUUCUCAAGGUCUGUCAGGAGAUCAAAGCAGAACAAUUAACAUCCUGGCCUCACAAGUCUUGGCAAUAUUCCUUCAAGGUCUGUCAGGCGAACAAAAGGCUCCUUAUUUAUUACAAGGAGCUUCAUUAACUUAGACUAUUUAACCUAGAAACUUUUAAAUACUUAAAUUUUUGAGGUAUUCAAAACUGUUCCAUAUAAAGAGCAUUAGAAGGGGGGGGAGGGGGGGGAGAGGAAAGAGAGAGAGAAAGACAGAAGCUCUAUAGAAAGACACACACAUGGCUACCAACUCCUGGGGUUCCAGUGUGGGUGAGACACAGACCCCGGCAGAAGGCAGGGUACAGACCAUGGGCUGAGCUCCUGCUCUGUGUUUUAAGGCCCUGGGCCUUCGUGGACCUCCCCCAGGUGGGACUUGUGAUUGCUGGGGCAAUCAGGGCCUGGGUCAGCACCAGCCCCCUGUGUGACUGAUUGACAGCUCAUCCCGAGGUUUCUGGGACAUUGAUCUCAUCCAGCCUCUGACAGCGACCAUGGUGACACUACAGAACCUCAUGGAACCGUGGGUCAGUUGUGACAAUGCGGGUCCAAGGACACCAUGGUGACGCCAUGGAACCUCAUGGAACCAAAGAGACCAUUGUGACACUCUGGUGCUUCAUGGAGUCAGUGGGAUCCUUGUGAAACUCAGGGUCCCUAUGAAACCAAGGGUCAGUGAUGAAGCAGUGGGGCCCAUAGAACCAAGGAGCCAUUGUGACACAGUGGGGCCACAUGGAACCCAAGGGCCAUGGUGAUAUUGCAGGACCUUAUGGAAGCAAGAGGUCCUUAUAACACUACAGAAGCAAUGAGAAUAUUGCAACAAGGAGAAUAUUGUGUCACUACAGGGACUCAUGGAAUCAAGGAGACCAUGGUGACACUGUGGGGCCCCAUGGAACCAAGGGAACACGGAACAGGUCUGGCUAGCUGGGCCUCCUGGGGGCCACCUGAGAGGUCUGACUGACAUUGCCAUUUGGAGGGUCUCUUCUCAUCUGCUACUGAAACACUGGGGCUCUGGGCUUUCCUUCCUAUGGAAAAGCACCAUCAUUCUCCUCUAGGUACCCAUGGCCAAAAUUGUGAAUCCACCUCCACAAUUCCCUAUAUGCAUGGACAGCUCCCAGACCAAAGCUGCCGUGACUGGUCCCCAUACCAAGACACAGCAAAUGUCCAACAGCAGCUCCAUCAGCCACUUCCUCCUGCUGGCACUGGCAGACACACGGCAGCUGCAGCUCCUGCACUUCUGCCUCUUCCUGGGCAUCUCCCUGGCUGCCCUCCUGGGCAACGGCCUCAUCAUCAGCGCCGUAGCCUGCGGCCACCACCUGCACACCCCCAUGUUCUUCUUCCUGCUCAACCUGGCCCUCACUGACCUGGGCUGCAUCUGCACCACUGUCCCCAAAGCCAUGCACAAUUCCCUCUGGGACACAAGGAACAUCUCCUACUCAGGAUGUGCAGCACAGGUGUUUCUUUUUAUGUUCUUCAUGUCUUCAGAAUUUUCCCUCCUGACCAUCAUGUGCUACGACCACUACGUGUCCAUCUGCAAACCCCUGCACUAUGGGACCCUCCUGGGCAGCAGAGCUUGUGCCCACAUGGCAGCAGCUGCCCGGGCCUGUGGCUUUCUCAAUGCUCUGCUGCACACAGCCAAUACAUUUUCCCUGCCCCUGUGCCAUGGCAAAGCCCUGGGACAGUUCUUCUGUGAAAUACCUCAGAUCCUCCAACACUCCUGCUCAAACUGAAACUUCGCUGAAUUGCGCCUUCUUGCUCUUAGCAUCUGUUUAUGUAUUGCCUGUUUUGUCUUCAUUGUUUUCUCCUUUGUGCAGAUCUUCAGGGCUGUGCUGAGGAUCCCCUCUGAGCAGGGACGGCACAAAAUCUUUUUCACCUGCCUCCCUCACCUGGCUGUGGUCUCCUUGUUUCUCAGCACUACCAUAUUUUCACACCUGAAGCCCCCCUCCAUCUCCUCCCCUUCCCUGGAUCUGUCACUGUCAGUUCUGCACUUGGUGGUGCCUCCAGUCUUGAACCCCCUCAUCUACAGCCUGAGGAACCAGGAGCUCAAGGCUGCAGUGUGGACACUGAUGACUGGAUGUUUUCAGGAUACUUUAAACUGCUUUCCAGUUUCUUGAAAUCACUUGUAAUAAAAUUAUUUUUUG
Molecule: messenger RNA, 2543 nt
Organism: Oenanthe melanoleuca
Lineage: Eukaryota; Metazoa; Chordata; Aves; Passeriformes; Muscicapidae
Product: olfactory receptor 14C36-like
Exons: 2
Coding region: 1464-2132 (222 amino acids)
Biological process (GO): G protein-coupled receptor signaling pathway
Cellular component (GO): membrane
Molecular function (GO): olfactory receptor activity; G protein-coupled receptor activity
Source: RefSeq, a predicted model, not a curated record